Molecule: messenger RNA, 1374 nt
Organism: Symbiodinium sp. CCMP2456
Lineage: Eukaryota; Dinophyceae; Suessiales; Symbiodiniaceae
Source: the annotation of a GenBank genome assembly
AUGGGCCAGAACCUGAUCACAGGUGCUCGUUACAAAGUUGGCACAGCUGUGGCGCAGGGGUUCCGUAGGCUGCGGAUGGCGCUGCAAGACAGCUCCGUACGCCACGUGGACAUGAACGUGCACAACGUCAUGGUGCAGUUCGAAGAUCAUGAGGGCCUGCUUGGCCACGGUUGCCUGACCCUCGGAUUCAAGGUGGAUUGCGUGAAGCUGCAUCGACACCAGGGCCGCCACUUCAGCGCGCAGAUGACUCGCUGGUCGGUCUACGCCGAGCCCUACGCAGCGGCAGAUGCGAGCAGGCGAUCCUCCAUGUCUGGAUGGAAGCCCAACCGGACUGUGAAGAAGAUGGUCCGGUUGACCUGCGCCGAGCGGUUUCGCUCCUGGGCCUUUGCGAAGAUGGAGGACGAUCAUCCACCAGAUCCGCUUGCACUGAUGAAGCGCAUUGAGCGCUUCCCCGAGAGGCACAACAUCCUCACGGUGCAGCAGGUGGUGGUGCGAGGAAGCCCAGCAGAAACCCACGAAGCAGAGGAGCCCAUCAAGAAGCCCUCCACUGAGAGCCGGCUCCUGGCUCCCCUCCGGGCCGUUUUGCGCAAGGACGAGCCUUCGGCGUCGGCCUCCCGAGCGGUGGACAUCGAAAGCCAACUCUUUGGCUCGGAUGCCUCGCAGGUGGAUGCCUGGGAGUGGACGAUUAAAGUGCGGCCCGUGCGUGUCAUUGUGGACGACAUGCAGUUUCGCUGCCUCAGGUAUGUACGCCGCUGCGUCGCCAACUGGUGGGCAUGGGAUACGGCUUUCCAGUGGUAUCCGGACUUGCGGCCCUGUGACCCAGAGGUUCGCCGCGCCUCGCCGGCGGAGAGAAGCGUGGUUGUACGCUUUUGGUGGGUCUAUGCCGCCCAUCGUGCCCUCGUAUCCUUGGGCCGGCGUCCGAACUUCAUCUACCUGAACCUGGUGCGUAAGGCCAGCUACCGCCACAAGCACCGCAGCCUCAUCACCGAAGUCCUUGAACGGUCCAGACCGCUGAUCCCCGGGGCACGAUUAGCGCUGAAGGCUUCGGCGCACCAGCGGCAGCAGCUGUCAGAGCUGCAGAUCCACUUGCCCUAUCCGGACAUCCUCACGUGCUUCAGGGAGGAGCUGGGGAAGUGCGCGAUGAGAGGAUGGGCAGCCCGGCCAGCAGCUAUGGCCGCAACGGACGGGCCUUUGCCCGAAAGGGACGAGGAGCUGGACUCCGUUGUUGAGGAUUCCGACUCCGAUGUCUCAGAGGGUUCGGUGCCUGGUGACCUCUCAGGCGACGAGGACCAGCCCGAGGCAGAGCCGAGCCUGGGCGGCCACUGGGAGCUGCAGUGCGACCUGGGCAGCCAAGCGGGUGGCAAAAAGCCGUAG